CCCUGGAGGCCGACAUGGCCCGCCGGUCCUUGGCGCCCGGCGCCCCGCGCUACCUCGGGGUGGUGCACAAGCAGCUGGCCGUGAAGGGCAGUAGCCUGAUGGUGCACUGGGCCGCCGAGGACCCCGUUCUCUUCCGAAUUUCCAUCAACGCCUUCCUGGACCAGCUCGCCCUGGUGAUACGGAACAUCCGCCGCAUGGGCGCCGCCGCCUACACCCAGCCCGGGCCCAGAAAAGGGACCUAGGCGCGGCCCGGUCCCGCCUUGGCCAGGCACGGGAGUCCGACCCGGUGGAGGAUACCGCCCUGUCCGGGGUGGCCCUGCCCGGUGCCCCGGCACCCCUGCUGGGGGGGGCGAGGGCCUGGCCCUGUUCCUGCGGAAAAU
This is a messenger RNA of Condylura cristata (star-nosed mole), 380 nucleotides long. RefSeq names its product L antigen family, member 3 (gene LAGE3). Lineage: Eukaryota; Metazoa; Chordata; Mammalia; Eulipotyphla; Talpidae. The transcript is spliced from 2 exons. The record is from RefSeq and is a predicted model, not a curated record. Gene Ontology annotation, cellular component: EKC/KEOPS complex. The coding region runs from base 15 to 242 and encodes 75 amino acids.